Punctularia strigosozonata HHB-11173 SS5 is the source of this 2616-nucleotide messenger RNA. RefSeq lists its product as uncharacterized. The coding region runs from base 1 to 2616 and encodes 871 amino acids. The transcript has a single exon. The record is from RefSeq and is a predicted model, not a curated record. Lineage: Eukaryota; Fungi; Basidiomycota; Agaricomycetes; Corticiales; Punctulariaceae.
AUGAGCGAGGACGACGCCGAGUCGCUGUUCGGCUCGCCGCCGCCGUCGCCGCCGAGCGCGACGCUCGACCUCGCGCUGCCCACGGGGGGCGCCACGACAGAAAAUGUGGGGACCAUUGCACUUCCUGGCUCCCGUGCACGUUCUGAACACACAGUCGUCCCGCCAGUCUCACGUCUGAGCGGUGCGCAUCCAACGCACCCUCGAUCGCAUUCGCAACAGCAGCAGCAGCAGCAGCAGCAAGCAGGUGCGCAUACGUCCUGGUCGGCGUCGCCCAUCCCGGCGUAUCCGCGUUCAUCGUCGACUCCGACACCGACGCCAUCGUCUCGAACGUCUUCGCCGUACCCAGUAACAACGCCCGAGACGACGACCACCUUGACGUCAGGCCUUGCCUCAAUUCCCGCCUCCGACUCCUUCGAGCGCCGCAAACGCCGCAAAGUCGAGGUGUCGCCAACUAGGACAGCCACCGCGCCACCUGCGCGCCCGCAACCGCCGCCGAUACCACUGCCAGCCCCUGGAGAACGUGCCCCGGCAAACUUUCUGCGCAACCAAGCCGCGCUCCUUGGUGUGGCGGGCCUCGUGGGCGGGCUCAAGCCGUCUAGGUUGACGACCGGCACCAACAAGGGGAAAGGCAGGGAACGGGAGAACGGGAGGGGAUCGGGUUUCGCGACAACGACAACGCCGGCUAGGAGAGGGUCCACUCCAAACGAUCCGAUCGUCGUCGAUGGUGACGACGACGACGCCGUCGCCGUCGCCGACCCUUCACAUCCGAAAUCGGCAGUCCCAGGGUCGAUACCGGGAACAGCCCCCGAUAAAGAUAUCAUUGCGAAUCUGGCCCGGAACCAGAACUUCUAUCCGGUCCUGCAAUCCAUAUUGAACUUCAUCGCCUCUGCCGGUGGAGCUUCAGCGGCUUCUGCUCCCGCUUCUACUCCUGCACCUGCGCCCGCAUUUGUUCCUGCACCACCAACCACGUCCGCCCCCCCUCCGUCCACCUUGUCUCCCCAAUCCGUCCAAACCGAUCCCCAACCCGCAUUGCAAUCACAACCUCGUCCAUCUCCCUCGCCCUACUACCGCGACACAGCGCUACCUGCUUCUCCUCCGAAGCUGCCUUCCACCUCGCACUACCGCACCCGUUCCAAGCCGACCACGCAAAUCGAAGAGCAGAAGCGGGGGUGGGAGAUCACGCUCAAGCUAGCAGCCAUGAUUCAGGAUGCGGCGAUCAAGGCCGCCGCUGCGCGGUCGACAAGCGGCGGGACGGCGCACCCCUCUCCUAGCCGCGAGUCGUCCAUCUCCGCACCGAUAUCCGUGGAUGCGACGGCGCAGGUUCCACCGACUUCCAAAGGCCAUUCUGCUGAACAACCCAUCUCAUCGUCUUCUUCGAUCGCCUUCGUCGAUCCGCCUAUGCAAAUGGAUGUCGAUGAGAUUCUGCCUUCCUGCGCAGACGACACGGGGAGCGGCUGGACAUUCGAUGCGAACACUAUCAACGACGACACCACGGUCGACUGGAUGGCCCUGCUGGAUGGUCACUCCGCCGGCAUCGGCGAGCUAUCGUUGGCCCAGCUGGGUAUCCAAGAACUCGAUUUCUCGCUCGGAUCCUCGACACAGCUAUCCUCAGAAAGCACCGAUGAUAUGGUUGCAGAUGUCCUGGCCGCCGCUGCUGCCUCCGGUACCGAGGCAUCGCCCUCUGCGUCGGACAUGGAAGCCAUGGCUGCCGCGAUCGAUCCCACCCUUCUAGCCAUCUCGGGUGCGGGCGCGGAAAAUCAUCAGACGAGCCUGCAGCCCAACGUCGCCACUGCCCCAUCGGACGUGGACGCCACCUUCGACUUCUCCCCUACCGCUCCCGCCUCAGAGUAUGCGGGCUUCAACAUGGACACCGCAAUGGACCUGGAUCUCUGCGCCCUCCUUGCAGUAUCGGAGACGUCGGGAAGCAGCGUUGCCUCGCCGGGCGGGCCGCCCACACCACUAUCCGCCGCCGGCGAGGGCGCGAACUCUACCCCGUGCGUGUUCACGCCCUCCACUUCCACGACCGAUGUCAACUACCAAGGUCUCAAUGCACAACAAGGCCACCAUCAGGCCCCGAUGGGGAGCAACCAAGGUACGCACGUCGUGGAGCUGCGCCGGCGAAUCGUCGCUCAUCAGGGCUUCAUCGACCUCGCAGCGGACGAUCCGAUAGCUGCCGCCGCGAUCCUCAUGCAGCUCGCUUCCAUGGCCUCCCUUCCUGCGCGGGACGAAUCCACUGGACCUGCAGUGCCCGGUCCGGUUACCAAGCCCGCCGUCGUCGCUGGGGUAGCGCCUGCGUUCGCCGCGUCCAGCUUUACCGCGCCCACCUUCACGGUACCCUCGACUUCCACGGUACACGCAACGUCCGCACAGCCCGCCGCUGCGCCUGUCGCCAAGCGUCAGGCCGCCGGCCCCGGCCGACCCGCGCACGACCCGCAAAAGGCGAAAGACGCGAUCGCCCGCGCGAAGGAGCGUCGGGCGCAGCUGGCGGAAGAGCUCAAACGGGCGCGGGUCGAGCUUUGGGAGACGACGAUCGAACAAGGUGUCUUACUGAACCUUGCGAAGGAGAUGGGGGCAGGGCAGGGCUUCGGGAUGUCGGUGCCCUUCCGGAGUUCGUGA